AGUUUUGACGUUGAUAGGACGCUGCAGCUGAUUGGUUAGUGGACAACUCGGGCGCGAUUUUGCAACGCGGGACAACGUUCCUGUGGGCGCACACAGGUCAGUUCAGACGACCCGCUGCGACAAGAAGGAAACUUACCGUCAUCUUCAUAUCUCGCUGUAUCUUUUGUGGAUACUUUGCAGCGAAGGACGGACCCGACACACUUUUUUUUCUGUUCCUCUUUGGAAAUGAAGGACAUAUUCACUCCGGACUGAAAAGGCGCACUAUUUAUAACUUGUUAAAAAAUAAUCAUUUCCAGCUUGAACAUUUACUCUCUCUUUUUUUUGCUUGCUUUUGCGACCAAACAGUUUUCUGUGUGACACUCGCACAAUGGCGGAUAACAAGCACCCACAUGUUAUUUUCUGCAGCGACUCGCCUAAAAGAGUUUUGGUGUCUGUCAUCAAGACCACCCCUAUCAAACCGAGGAAAGCAGAGGCUCUGACGCCGACGAGCCCCGGUUUCAGCGACUUCAUGGUCUACCCGUGGAAAUGGGGGGAGAACGCCCACAAUGUGACUCUGAGCCCGGGCUCAGUGAGCGGGGCUUCUUCGCCUACCGGGACUCAGACUGCCGGAGAAGCGGACACGGCUCCUUCGCCUGACCAGCUCAGGGAUGGUAUCCGCAGAGGGCGUCCACGGGCUGACACCGUACGGGAGCUCAUAAGCGAAGGGGAGACUUCGUCUAGCCGCAUCCGCUGUAACAUCUGCAACCGAGUGUUUCCCAGAGAGAAGUCUCUUCAGGCUCAUAAGAGGACACACACAGGAGAGAGGCCCUAUCUGUGUGACUACCCAAACUGUGGGAAGGCGUUUGUGCAGAGUGGUCAGCUGAAAACGCACCAGCGGCUGCACACUGGGGAGAAACCUUUUGUCUGCUCGGAGAAAGGAUGUGGCAAUCGUUUCACACAUGCCAACCGUCACUGUCCCAAGCAUCCUUUCUCCCGCCUGAAGAGAGAGGAACCAAAGGAGGACCUGGGAAAAGCCCAGUCUGUGGAUAAUAAGGCUGUGGCAGAGUGGUUGGCAAAGUACUGGCAAACCCGUGAGCAGCGCGCCCCGACAACCACCAAGGUGAAGCCACAGGGCAAAGCCAGAGCAGAGGACCAGGAGCAGCAGGAUCCAAUGGAGUUUCUCCAGUCUGAUGAAGAGAAUGGAGACGAGGAAGAGGCCGCAGAGGAGGAGAAGGGCAGCCAUGGGGGAGGUGCCGCCAAGCGCCGCCUCCAGGAGCAGCGUGAGCGGCUCCACGGUGCUCUGGCACUCAUUGAGCUGGCCAACAACCUGUCUGCCUGAACACCCCCCCUCCCACUUCCCGAUCCUGGACUCCCAAUCCCCCUGCCCCUCAUACCUCCAUUCCCAAUCCGCCUUCCUGCAGUACGUGCUGUAGCUAGACAUUGCAUAAACGCAGAUCAAUGACUAGUUUAGUUGUAUUCUAUCAAGUUGUAAAACCAGACUUUGAGAAAGACCUGAAUUGGCCUGAGAUCAGUGUUAUGCAGAAGCAUCAUGGAGUAUGUCACUAUAAUUUAGUUCAAAUUGUUCAAUUACACCUUUGUGGCAACUCUAAAAUGAUUCUUUCCCCCCCCAACAGCACCAGGAAGGCACAAGCUAAAGCACCUUACUCAGCUUCCAUUUUAUCCUUUUAGGCUGCUAUAAUUGUAGAUUUGACAAUAUGAAGAAUGUCUUUCUUUCUCGUGUCUUCUAAAGGCAAAGAAAGAGUACCUAUUAUGUUUUAAUUUGUUUUGUUUGCACUUUGAUGGUAACGAGUUUCUUUUUAAGUUGUGAGUGUAACAGAGUGUGUAUGACUGAUGUGUAUAUGGAUUAAGCUCAGAUGGACAGAAUGAUACAGGGUGUGGUCAAACGUAGGAAAUGUUACGUUGAAUUACAGUCGUCGGAUGGCCUCUAAACAUGCUCCCAGGUUUGAUCUCCAGUAUUGUAAGCACAGUUUUCACUGCCCGGUGAAAUGAACUGAGAAAGGAUAGGUUUAUCCUCACUUCUAGAAGCGUUCAUAGGCGAACGAAAAGGAGAUGAAAACAAGUCAGGGGAGCUGGAUCAGUCUGGCGUGUAACAUGGUCAUUUUUUAUAUGCGAAUGAGAGGUGAUCAUUGCAAGCCUAAUCCAGAGGUCUGGACAGGACAAGACUUUUAGAAAAUCCAAACUUUGACAGCUUUUCUCAGUAUAUACACAAGUGUCCACAAGAUACUACUCAUGGCACGCAGGAAAAGUCCACCUUAAGCUGACUAUACUGCCUUCGGGAUGCAACUAAACUAAAUAUCACAACUAACUAAUAUUCAGCAUCAUAACAUCAGUUUCCUCAUAGAUGCAAGAAACGUGUAAAACCUGCCGGCCUAAAUGUGUUUUCCAACCAGACGGUAGAUUUUUUUUGUUUGUUUUGUUUUUUGUUAAGCAAUGGAUGGUGUCAGUCACCUUUUAUAUUAAAAGGUGGCAGACCAGUUAUGAUACGGGCAUAGCAUCAUGGUGUGUGGUGCAUCAUCUCAUGUCAGAGGUUAAAUUAUGUGAUAUUUAUUUCACCAUAUUUUUUUAUUAACAUUUUGUUCAAACUGUUUGAGGCCCCUGGAAUCAUUUGAUGGGAAAUAUUGAAGUUCUUAAAUCAUUAAAAUCCAUUAAAUUUAAACUUCUCAUAAAUUUUGAUUAAGCACUUACACCCCCUAUUAAGUCUUGGAUUAAGCUUGCAAUGCACUGAAGAUUAAAUUUGUCAUGUGUGUCCAGGAAAACGGCACCUGGUUUUCAUAAACUUUGUGUAGUGGUGGGUGUUUUUUUUUUUUUUUUUUUUUUUUUUUUUUUUUAUAACACUACAUCCUUCAACACUGUAUAAAGCCUCUCAUAACUGCCCUGCCUCUGGUUGUUUUGGGGAAACCUGCACCAACAACCUGUCACUCUGUCACUCUAGCUGUGAUGUUUGAAUCUGUUCGAUUUACAAAUUACCCAUGUGGAGUUGCGGUGAAACUGGAAGGCUAGUGAAUUGUUGAUAAUCAAAACACCAAAUGAUUUAUUGUAUACCCAAUUAUAGUAUAUUUUGAAACAUUUCUAACCCUUAGUCUAUUUUGUGGUUUGAUAAGAGUAUGGCAUUUAAUAUAUACACAUUGUGUUUGUUAGAAUAUUGAGUGUGCACAAUUUGUGGAGAGCUUUGAUGUUGAAUUUUAGUUUCAGUUUUUCCCUCUGCUAACAUCCCUCAACAGUUUUCCUGUUUGUCACAUGCAUAGGGCUUGCUUGGUAGACAUUUUAUUACACAUUUCAAAAGGUAAGAUUUCUCUGACAGACUGUCCACACUGUUAUACAAUUGUUGGUCUUCAAUAAACAUUCACUGAACCUGA
Molecule: messenger RNA, 3356 nt
Organism: Larimichthys crocea (large yellow croaker)
Lineage: Eukaryota; Metazoa; Chordata; Actinopteri; Sciaenidae
Gene: znf367
Product: zinc finger protein 367
Exons: 5
Coding region: 368-1318 (316 amino acids)
Biological process (GO): regulation of transcription by RNA polymerase II
Cellular component (GO): PcG protein complex; chromatin; transcription regulator complex
Molecular function (GO): DNA-binding transcription factor activity, RNA polymerase II-specific; RNA polymerase II cis-regulatory region sequence-specific DNA binding
Source: RefSeq, a predicted model, not a curated record